UAACUGACCCCGCCCUCCCGGAGCAGUUUCCUUUUCCGUCACGCCAUUUUCCAUCGACGACCGAAGAUCAAACGAGUUAGAGGAGCGCGGAAAGCCUUAGCAGUGAAUUUCAACAAACACGAUCCAGUCAUGCAUCGUGACUGUCCUCUCGACUGUAAAGUCUAUGUUGGAAACUUGGGCAACAAUGGAAACAAGACAGAGUUAGAAAGAGCGUUUGGCUACUAUGGCCCUCUCCGCAGUGUAUGGGUGGCCAGGAACCCCCCAGGCUUUGCUUUUGUAGAAUUCGAGGAUCCCAGAGAUGCAACUGAUGCAGUGCGAGAGCUUGAUGGAAGGACGUUGUGUGGUUGCCGAGUGCGAGUAGAGCUGUCUAACGGUGAGAAACGCAGUCGCACCCGUGGCGCUCCCCCUUCAUGGAGCAGGCGUCCCCGAGACCGAGAUGACUACAGGCGUCGUAGCCCACCACCCAGGCGAAGAUCCCCACGCAGGAGGAGCUUCAGCCGCAGUCGUAGCAGGUCUUUCUCCAGAGACAGGAGGAGGGAGAGGUCCCUCUCCCGGGACAGGAACCACAAACCUUCGAGAUCCUUCUCUCGAUCAAGGAGCCGCUCCAGGUCUAAUGACAGAAAAUAGAGGAAAGUCUGUCAGGCAUAAAGGGAGCGUGAAGACUGAACGGUUGUACAGGCUUUGCCGUUUCAUACGAUGGACUUCAACAUGGCCGCUCGGUCAUUUUUUGUGUUGGGUUUUUUAAACAAUCAAGCAUUUUAGUGUCCCUCCCCUUUUGUUGUUAUGGUAAUUUUCAGAUACUUUGAGUGGGUGUGCAAAGGAGUGAUGCGUCACUGAAGUCGUGUCCGUCUCCUCGGUCCUGAAAACAGUCGUACCACCCAGCAUUCCAGUUCACCAGUUAAUCUCUUGAUAGCUUUGGUUUUUGUUGAUGAAUGUACUGUGUAGUUUGACAUAGUGUGAGUAGUUCCUCAUUUUCAUUGUGUAAACGCCAGCAUUUUUUUAAGGAAGGACUGGAAUGAUGAGUACUCAAGUCCCUCCUUUUGAUUGUCUGUAAAGCCAACCUAUUUUUCAACGUGCUACUUUUCUUCAUACUGAAGGUUUCCAUCUGUUAAUGGUUGGUCAUUUGUAAUAAAGGAACCCUCAUUCAUGAUGCAAAA
Molecule: messenger RNA, 1157 nt
Organism: Lates calcarifer (barramundi perch)
Lineage: Eukaryota; Metazoa; Chordata; Actinopteri; Centropomidae
Gene: srsf3b
Product: serine and arginine rich splicing factor 3b
Exons: 6
Coding region: 130-627 (165 amino acids)
Biological process (GO): mRNA splicing, via spliceosome
Cellular component (GO): nuclear speck
Molecular function (GO): RNA binding
Source: RefSeq, a predicted model, not a curated record